Arabidopsis lyrata subsp. lyrata is the source of this 1423-nucleotide messenger RNA. Its product is annotated as transcription factor MYB24. Gene Ontology annotation, biological process: regulation of DNA-templated transcription. Gene Ontology annotation, cellular component: nucleus. Bases 390 to 1040 code for a protein of 216 amino acids. Gene Ontology annotation, molecular function: sequence-specific DNA binding; DNA-binding transcription factor activity. Lineage: Eukaryota; Viridiplantae; Streptophyta; Magnoliopsida; Brassicales; Brassicaceae. The record is from RefSeq and is a predicted model, not a curated record. The transcript is spliced from 3 exons.
UCGAAUUGGUUUAUCAAAUCGAAGAAUGAUUAUACAAUUAAUCUUACACAUACAUGUUUAUAUAUGCAUGUAUAAAGAAGAUAGAUAUCAUAUAAUAUGAUCAUAGUUAGGUCUUGAAGCUGUAUAGCUCCACAUGUGUUUUGACAAUAUAUAAAAAUAAAGUAAAAACGACAAUAAGUGUGGCUAAUCAGUAUCUAAAGUCAUUUAAGAUUUUGGAUUAAAUGUUAUUAACAACACCUUAAGCUCUUGAAAAACCUUCUCUAUAAAAGCAGUAGCUACCUGCCCACCACCUCAAAAUAUCAACUCUCUCUCUCACUUUCAGAACUCUCCUUUUCUAUUUCUCUCUAGAAAAAUAUCCUCUAUCAAUCAUAUAGAGUAAUUUCAUUACAAUGGAGAAAAGAGAAAGUAGUGGUGGGUCUGGAUCAGGAGAUCAUGCAGAGGUGAGAAAAGGGCCAUGGACGAUGGAAGAAGAUAUGAUUCUCAUCAAUUAUAUCGCCAAUCAUGGUGAAGGUGUUUGGAACUCUCUCGCCAAAUCUGCAGGACUAAAACGCACCGGAAAAAGUUGCCGGCUCCGGUGGCUGAACUACCUCCGACCUGAUGUGCGACGGGGAAAUAUCACAGCAGAAGAACAGCUCAUCAUCAUGGAACUUCAUGCAAAAUGGGGAAAUAGGUGGUCAAAAAUUGCAAAGCAUUUACCAGGAAGAACCGACAACGAGAUAAAGAAUUUUUGGAGGACCAAGAUCCAGAAAUACAUAAUCAAGAACGGAGAAACGACGACGGUUGGAUCACAAAGCUCCGAGUUCAUAAACCAUCAUGCGACAAGCACGAGCCAUGUCUUGAAUGAUACUCAAGAAACCAUGGAUAUGUAUUCUCCAACGAUGUCGUAUCAACAUGCCAACAAUAUUAAUCAUCACCUUAACUACAGUAAUUAUGUGCCUGAAUCGGAGUCGAUCAUGAUGCCAUUAUCAGUUGAUCAAUCCGAACAAAACUAUUGGAGCGUCGAUGAUCUAUGGCCCAUGAAUUUAUAUAAUGGUAAUUAAUUAAUAAGUUAGUUAAAACCUUAUAUAUAUAUUUACGGUCCAAAGAGGGUAACAAUAUACGAGUAUUUCUAGGCCUAAUACUUAAUAUAAACAGAUAUGAGAAUAUAUGAGAAUACUAUAUGGGUUUGCCUCAUUGUUUAGAGGGAGAUUUUAUAGAUAUUUUUAUAUAUAACUCGUAUUUGCUAUAUAUAAGCACCCAUUUCCUAUUGUUAUUGCACCAAUUCGACUUUUACAUAAAUAAAACAGCGGAGUGAACCAUAUAAUUUCCGUAUUUUAAAAUAGUUGGUUAGUGCUCUCUUGUUAAAGAAUGGUCGUUUGAUGUAUCAUGUAUGUCAGUAUGUAUAAGAACACCCUGCAAUAUAUCUUAUGUUUUUUUGUCAUCA